Molecule: messenger RNA, 1946 nt
Organism: Zingiber officinale
Lineage: Eukaryota; Viridiplantae; Streptophyta; Magnoliopsida; Zingiberales; Zingiberaceae
Product: FRIGIDA-like protein 4b
Exons: 3
Coding region: 54-1613 (519 amino acids)
Source: RefSeq, a predicted model, not a curated record
UUUAUCAUUUUAGCUCUCGCUUCCUCGCUAUUGAAUCCAUCUCUCCCAACGCCAUGGCGGCUGAAGCCCUCGCGAGCGAUCGAAUCAAGAGGCACAUCGACGACCUGGAAACGCAGCAUUCGCUCCUCGCCAGCUGCAUCCUUCUCUGGAAGUCCCUCUCGAACCGCUUGGACGCUCUCCACCAAACUAUCACCGGCCGUUCAGAAGCCCUCGACGCCGACCUUCAGUCUCUCGACCCGAGCACCCAACAGGCCGUAGAUUCCAUCUCCCAACGCGAUUUUUCUCUCUGCGACCGCGAGUUCGCCGCCUCCGCCGCCAUCCGGGAGCUCCGUGAUGCCAUCCUUGCUGAGAUCGAGCAUCCCGCCGCCCGCCGCCCUCCCGACGCGGAUACCGACCUCCGCGGUCUCCUCCGUUGGUACGCGCGACGCAUGGACUCGGCUGGGUUGUGGCGCUUUGUCGCGUCGCGGCGCAGGACCCUCGGCAUGCUCCGGAAAGGGGUAGCCGACGCCGUGGAUGAUUCGAUCGAUCCCCCACGGCUUGUGAUUGACGCAGUUGAGGACUUCCUGGUCCACCCUAUCGAGGAUGGUGCAGAUCGGAACUGGGUUCUUGGGAUGCUGCUCCGUUCGCUGCUUGGUUCCGAGGGGACGAAGGCUCCAGAUGUAGCCGAAAGUAUCAGGGAGAGGGCAGUGGUCGUGGCGGAGUUGUGGAAGAAAAAGUUUGGCCGGAAGAGUGAGGGAGGAGAAGGGGGAGAAACGAUGGGUGGUUCGGAGGCACAAACAUUUCUUCAGAUAGUGGCAGCAUUUGAUCUUAGGCCACGUUUUGAGGAGGAAUUCUUAAUGAUGCUGCUCAUGGAACAUGCUUCCAGAAAAGAAAUGGCGAAACUUGCUUCUGCAAUAGGAUUUAGAGAACAAUUGGCAGUUGUCAUUGACAAGUUGAUAAACACCAACAAGGAGAUUGAAGCUAUUUAUUUUGUUCAUUAUUCUGGUUUAAGCAAUCAUUUCCCCCCUGAAUCCCUUCUGAAAGAGUACCACCAAGCCUCUAGGAGAAAAGCCAGUUCCAUAUCAAAGGAUGGAAACAACUCACCUGCUGCUUUGCGAGAGUCAAACAAUCUCGAGAUGACUGCCCUCAGAUCAAUAAUCAAGUGUGUGGAGAGUUGCAACCUCGAGGCGAAGUUCAGCACCAGUGAGUUGAAAAGGAGGCUUGCAAAAUUGGAGAAAGCCAAGGCAGAUAGGAAGAAUCCUGCAGUUUCAAAGAAAUUUCGGAGCAAGAGACCUGUGCCAAUUAGUGGAACAGGAACCGCUCCAACUUUUCCUGCUAAAAAAGCGAGAACUUCAAAUGCACCUUUUGCUUCAUUUAGUCAGAACUCGGCUGUUGCAUCCCAUAUCCCACCAGCUCAUCAUGCUUAUGGCUUCCCAGGUCAAGGUGGAUCUGAUAGCCGUGCUUCUGCAUCCUAUGCUACUUCAGGUCCCAGCCAGAUUCCACCCACUGCGGCUCAAUGGUAUUAUAUGGAUGAUGACAUUGUUGGACGAGUUCCCUAUGGCGGAUCUGCCAUUAGUUAUGGCGGACAUGAUUACCCAUCGGUGACGCUUGGCCAGCCAUCAUAUCCACACUGAUCCUCUCUUGUCAUGUGUAUGCUGACUCACGAGUUACUAAAUUACAUGAGUCUGUUUACUUACAGUGGUUGUCAGACAUGUUACAUGGCUGCAGUAUUUAUGAUGUACGAGGUUUGGCCGAAGUGAAUGAUUUAUAAUGGCAGAGAAACAAAGGUUCAUAAAUAGCUUAUUGGUAUUGCAGUACUAGGCUUUAUAAGAUUAUUUUUUUAUUUGUAUAAUUAGUUUGAAAUUGAUUUUUUUUUUUGUUGAAUUAUUCUCACUUAAGUGACAAAUAUGAUAUGAAUGGGUACCAGUUAUGACAGCAUUUAAGGACUUGGUUGCACCCGCUUUAAA